Paramuricea clavata is the source of this 6516-nucleotide messenger RNA. Lineage: Eukaryota; Metazoa; Cnidaria; Anthozoa; Malacalcyonacea; Plexauridae. The record is from the annotation of a GenBank genome assembly.
CUGAGUUCUCUUCCCCAACAAAGGAGCAGUCUGUUCCAAAAACGUGGACAAUUUUUGCGAAAUUUUCCGCCAAAACACUGCUCGAUUUCGCUCAAAUUUUGCAAGAUGAAAGGCCAAGAAAGUGGCUUUGCUCUACCGUCGUUUUUACCCAAACUCUCCUACGAAAAGCAAGAUACUUUGCUAAAGUUAUGUAUCCUUUCGACAGCCGCCAUAUUGUGUGAGUAGCAAACUUUGAUUUGUUUUCAAUAAACAGUUGUGAAUUAAUUGAAGCAUUUGUGAAUUAUUGAAAGCUUUAAUUGUUUGGCUAUUUUGGUAGUAUAAUCCUUCAGAAUUGUUGAUCAUUUUGAUCACUGUGAUUAUUUUUGGAUUUUAAAUGUUAUAAUUCAAUUACUUUUAGCAUUUGCAACGAGAUUGUUUUCGGUGCUGCGCUACGAAAGUGUUAUCCACGAGUUCGAUCCGUAAGUAAAAUUAAAUUCUAGGUCUGGAAAUAAGAUUUAAGCUGUCAAUGAAACUAAAAAAACCGCUUGAUUCAUACCUAUUGAUACAUUUAGUCAAUUUUGGUAGUAUGGAAAAGUCUGUAUUUAUUAUUUUGUUGUUGCUACUGUAGCAUUCCAGGGGGGAGUGGCCCUUCACAUUUGUCCAUUUUUACUAUGUAUAGUGUAUCAUUCGUAUCCACUUUUGGCCAUCCGCACCCCCCGGUGCUGUAAUGAUCUGAAAGUAUUAAAAACAUGUUGACGUUUCGAGCAGUCUCGCCCAAAAUGUUGAAGUGUUUUUAAUCUUCAAUUUUGUAUUUCACAGAUACUUCAAUUUUCGUACAACAAAGUUUCUAACACAAGAAGGUUUUUAUAAUUUCCACAACUGGUUUGACGACCGUGCCUGGUAUCCUUUGGGUCGUAUCAUUGGGGGAACAAUUUACCCAGGUAGGGACUGGAUCUCAUGUGAAAACUGAAAAUACUAAUCUUAAACUUUAUUUAUACUGGAUAGUUCUAUCAGUUCUAAACUGUUCUCCCUAGAGGUCCAGCCUCCCAAGAGGUUCACCCUCCAAAGAAGUUCACCCUUCGAAGGAGUUUACCAGACCUUUUCCUCAUCAAGGGAAGAGUGUUGGAGCUCAUUAGGUUAACAAUUUUUAAUUUGUUUAGGUCUCAUGGUGACUUCAGCAGUUUUCUAUCAUGUGAUGCAUUUCUUUCACAUCACAAUUGAUAUCCGUAACGUCUGUGUAUUCCUCGCUCCCUUGUUCUCGUCAUUCACGACCAUCGUAACUUACCACAUGACAAAGGAAUUGAAGGUAGAGAUGAUGGGUAAUGGAUUGAUUAAUUUGGAGCAAAGUAUGAGCAGUCCUUUUUCAAUGAAUUUAUUUUUACUUUUAGGAUGAAGGUGCUGGGUUGGUGGCUGCUGCCAUGAUAGCUGUUGUUCCAGGUAGGUACACUUGGUAGGACUGAUUGGCCAUUAUAAGAUUCAUUUAGGAAUUACUGUGCUUUUUGUUCAUCUAUGUUAAUUCUCACAAGGUGCCUUCUUUCUUUGAAAUUUCUAGGUUAUAUUUCACGUUCAGUAGCAGGUUCCUAUGACAACGAAGGGAUCGCUAUCUUCUGUAUGUUGUUAACAUACACUCUCUGGAUCAAAUCGGUCAAGACUGGCUCAUUGUUCUGGUCCACAUUGUGUGCACUGGCUUACUUCUACAUGGUACUAUAUGUGAUUAAAAUACGCUUUGUGCCUGACAAGCUGCCUUCCUUGGUUUCCGAAAGUGCUGGCACUCAAUUGACAAUCAGUAAUCUUGGUGCAAGUUUUGCCAUGAUAAUAGUCGAAUGUAAAAUGAUUAUAUUUCUUUAGGUUUCCUCAUGGGGUGGUUAUGUAUUCUUAAUCAAUUUAAUUCCACUACAUGUUCUUGCCCUCAUGGCGACCGGACGUUUCUCCCAUCGAGUUUAUGUUGCUUUUUGUACGGUAAGAGAGAACUAUACUCCUAUGAGUGUCGACAUUUCCUUGGCUGUACUGUAACACUUAUUGAAACCCCAAUACAUUGUGUUUUUCAGGUUUAUUGUCUUGGCACUAUUUUGUCCAUGCAAAUUUCAUUUGUCGGCUUUCAACCUGUACAGUCAAGUGAACAUAUGGCUGUGAGUAGAACGAGAAAUAAACUGUAUUUUGUAGUCUGUAAAAGCAACAUAUUAAACUAACUUUAUUUACACUGGAUAGUUCUUUCAGUUCUAAACUGUUCUCUCUAGGGGUCCAGUAAGAAUCAUCUUUUAUUUGUUUGGUGUUAGCAUGGAUAAUAAAAUAAAUGGAUAGGAAACUAGCUGACGUGACCUAAUGUUUUCAAUGGGCUGAUGGCAUGAUUGGAUGUUGAAACCUAGUUGCAAACCAAAUUCUCAAAAACGGCAUGUUUAGCAAUAAUACAGCUAAACAUUUUAGUCAAAGAGCAAAUGAAUAUAACUACGCCAUUCUACGAUGAAAUCUAUAAGUAUUCCCAGUCAAUUUUAGCAAAUAUUUCAAGCACUAAACAGUGAAAAAGGCAUCCCAAAUUUCGUUAAAAUUGGGGACGCCAAUUUCGUAGCUACAAAUGUAAAAAAAUACAAAACAAAGACGACAAACAUUUACCUUGAAUACUUUGUCGUGGCUUAGGCAUGUUUUUAAAAUAAUUAGACCGGUUUAUGCUUCAAUAUUACUCUUUUAAGGCGAAAAAUAUAGCGAAACAACAAAAAUGAAGAGAACUUUGCAAUACGCGUGACGUCACAGAUUGCAACUAGGUUGUUUUUGCUUGCGUCAGCGAGAGUCCUAUCCAUUUAUUUUAUUAUCCAUGGUGUUAGUACAGGUUCCAGAAAUCUAAACUUUAGUUUACUAACUGAAAUUUUCUUAUUUUUAUUUUCAGGCCUUCGGUGUGUUUGGCUUAUGUCAAAUCCACGCUUUCAUUGAUUAUGUUCGAGCCAAACUAACACCAGCUCAGUUUGCUGUGCUGUUCAAAAGUGCAGUUUUACUGCUCGGCGGAGGCGCUCUGCUCACUUUUGGAAUCUUGACGGCCGCUGGUAAGAUCUCUCCAUGGACUGGGCGAUUCUACUCAUUGCUUGAUCCAUCCUAUGCCAAGAACAACAUCCCAAUUAUCGCAUCUGUUUCUGAACAUCAGCCGACGACAUGGUCAUCGUUUUACUUCGAUCUACAGAUUUUAGUGUUCAUGUUUCCUGUGGGAAUGUAUUAUUGUUUCUCAGGCUUGACUGAUGCUAACAUCUUUAUUAUAAUGUAUGGUGUGACCAGUAUAUACUUUGCUGUGAGUUAUUAAUAAUUUUACUCUCUUAACUAAACUAAUUUUAUUUUUACUGGAUACAGUAAGGGUCAUCUCUUAUUGAUCCAGUGUUACUACAGGAGGAAACCUAAACUAAACUAACUUUAUUUAUACUGGAUAGCUCUAUCAGUUCUAAACUGUUCUUCCUGGAGGUCCAGUAAGAAUCAUCUCUUAUUGAUCCAGUGUUACUACAGGAGGAAACCUAAACUAAACUAACUGUAUUUAUACUGGAUAGCUCUAUCAGUUCUAAACUGUUCUUCCUGGAGGUCCAGUAAGGAUCAUCUCUUAUUGAUCUAGUGUUACUACAGGAGGAAACCUAAACUAAACUAACUUUAUUUAUACUGGAUAGCUCUAUCAGUUCUAAACUGUUCUUCCUAGAGGUCCAGUAAAGACCUUCUCUUAUUGAUGCAGUUGUGUAUCCUUCACAAUGAGCAAUAUUUGUGUUUUUUUAUCCAGGGUGUCAUGGUUCGUCUAAUGUUGGUUUUGGCGCCAGUGAUGUGUAUUCUCGCCGGAAUAGGAGUCUCGUCACUUCUCAAUAAAUAUAUGAAGGUAAUUCAUGUAUUUAUACAUAUUUGUGGGGUUCUUGUGUCAAGGCAAACAGUAUUGUGUAUAAAAUCUAUUCCGCUCUUUCUCUAGAAUUUGGACGUAGCUCGACGCGAGAAGAAAACAUCGAAGAAAACAACAACAGACUCUUCGUAUCCAAUGAAAAAUGAAACCGCAACAGGAAUUGUUUUCCUCGUCACAAUGUUCCUCUUGUCCUACACAUUCCAUUGCACCUGGGUGACUUCUGAAGCGUAUUCCAGUCCUUCCAUCGUCCUCUCUGCAAGGCAACAAGAUGGCUCCAGAGUCAUCUUUGACGAUUUCCGCGAAGCGUAUUAUUGGCUGAGUCAAAACACACCUGAGGUGAGGUUGAACUAACUAUUGAUUCAUUGUAGCUACAGCAGGAAACCUAAACUAACUUUAUUUAUACUUGCUAGCUAUAUCAGUUCUCAACUGUUCUUCCUAGAGGUCCAGUAAGAGUCAUCUCUUAUUGAUUCAGUGUUACUACAGGAGGAAACCUAAACUAAACUAACUUUAUUUAUACUGGAUAGCUCUAUCAGUUCUAAACUGUUCUUCCUAGAGGUCCAGUAAGGUUCAUCUCUUAUUGAUUCAGUGUUACUACAGGAGGAAACCUAAACUAAAUUUAUUCAUAUUUUUGCUAGUUUUAUCAGUUCUAAACUGUUCUCCACUUCUUCUUAGAGGUCCAGUAAGGCUUAUCUCUUAUUGAUCCAGUGUUACUACAGGAGGAAACCUAAACUAAACUAACUUUAGUUAUACUGCUAUCAGUUCUAAACUGUUCUUCCUAAAGUAGAUGUGACGUCCAUCCAUAAUUGUCUCAGUAUUCCUGAAGUAGUAAACUUUGGUACCCAGAGAAAUCCUUCUCUGUUGAACUGACAUGAUUGCAGUUAAAAUUACGUUACGUGAUUAUAUAAUAUUAUUCUUAGGAUGCAAAAAUCAUGUCAUGGUGGGAUUAUGGUUACCAGAUCACGGCAAUGGCGAAUCGUACAAUUCUAGUGGACAACAAUACUUGGAAUAAUACACAUAUUUCCCGAGUUGGUCAGGUAUAAGAAUAAUAAGAUGUAUUUCAAUAUGGGUUACAAUGAGCAUUAUGUGUGCAAAUGGUGGAAACUUCUGAAAAGGUUCUCUUUGUUGAUUUCUUUUUUGUUAUUGUCUAUAUUCAGGCCAUGUCAUCACCAGAGGAGAAAGCUUAUGAAAUUAUGAGAGAACUUGAUGUAGAUUACGUCCUCGUUAUCUUUGGAGGCCUCACUGGUUACGCUUCUGAUGGUUAGUGAUACUUUUUAUGAAAAAAUAGACUGACUUUAUUUAUACUGGCUAGCUCUAUCAGAUCUAAACUGUUCCUCCUAGAGAUCCAGUAAGGAUCAUCUCUUAUCGAUACGGUGUUACUACAGGAGAAAACCUAAACUAAACUAACUUUAUUUACACUGGAUAUAGCUCUAUCAGUUCUAAACUGUUCUUCCUAGAGAUCCAGUAAGGUUCAUCUCUUAUUGAUCCAGUGUUACUACAGGAAGAAACCUAAACUAAACUAACUUUAUUUAUACUGGAUAACUCUAUCAGUUCUAAACUGUUCUUCCUAGAGGUUCAGUAAGAGUCAUCUCUUAUUUAAUAUUGAUCCAGGGCGUGAUAAGACUUUGUCUUUACUCCGUUUAGACAUCAAUAAAUUCUUGUGGAUGGUUCGUAUUGGAGGCAGUACAGAUCGUGGCUCGCACAUCAAAGAAAACGACUACUACACACCAACGGGAGAGUUUAGAGUCGAUAAAGAAGGGUCGCCCGUUCUCCUCAAUUGUUUGAUGUAUAAAAUGUGUUAUUAUCGAUUUGGUUCUGUGUAUACUGAGCAAGGUUCGAUUUCACUUUAUUGACAUUCCCCCAAAGGGACUUUUCAGUGACAACAACAGUGUACAACAACAAAAGCAACAGCAUCAACAACAACCUUGACAAUAACAACAACAACAACAACAACAACAACAACAACAACAACAACAGCAGCAGCAGCAGCAGCUUUAAGAAGAUUCCUCGUGAAUUUUGUUUCCAUUUUAUAUCUUGUACCCUUUUGUUUAGGCAAACCAACUGGCUACGAUCGAGUACGAAAUACUGAGAUAGGAAAUAAGGUAGGAAAAAUAAACAUGUAUUUUAAGAACACCACUUACACUGAGAACCUACAGUUUGAAGUUUAGACUGGCGAGAAUCUACCACAAAGGAAAUGUAUUUCAAGACCACUGCCUACACUGAGAACCAACAGUUUGAAGUUUAGACUAGUGAGAAUCUACCACAAAGGAGGUGUAUUCGAGUUGAUAUUUUUUGUCUUGUAGGAAUUCGAGCUGGAAGUUUUGGAAGAGGCGUACACCACAGAGCACUGGCUGGUUCGCAUCUACAAAGUGAAGGAUUUGGAAAACCGAGGAAUUUAAUUCAACCAAUGGUUCUGUACACCACUUUCUUAAAGUGGCUAUCAUGUGAUCUCACUAGAUGCUUUCAAAUUGAAUGAACUCGCGCAAUUUUUAACAGUUUUUUGCACCAAUUUUUAACGUAAAGCUUGUGGCAAAUAUAAAAUAUGAAACCUUGUUUUGUUUGGUCUUUGUUUUUUUAUAUUCCAAAUGUGAAAGUCGUGGUGGUAUUUCUUUGAACUACCUGAAGAUUAAAAAGGCACUUUCGAGGGAAGAUUUAUAUUUCAAGCCAGUGGCGUAGCCAGGGAG